AUUAAUACACACCUGAGGCGAUCUCUUGGCAUGUUAUAUUCAGUGUUUCGUUCUUUUCAAAAGCGUUAAGAAAUCUUUCUCUAGAAACAGUGCUUGCGAGUGAAGCCAUCGCAAACCAUGCCUUCCUGCUGGGUUACUUAACCUCAGCUUAAUAAUAAAGUAUUCUAUGCUUCACUCAAAUUCUAAUAGAUUUUUUUCCCUGUAAAUCUGUAAAUCUAAUUCGAAAAAAAAAUGGCUAGAUACGAUUUCAAGGUCACAGACAACAUGCGUCAAUCAAUUAUUAUGGGUUAGGUUACUGAUGAUUCGAUUAGAGCGCCUCUAAUGGUACCAAUUUGUAAUGCAGUGGAUAAGAUGGACGAAAAUGGCAUGCGAAGUGUUGUUAAAUUUCAGUGAAAUGUUUGGUCACUCCAGCCGCCUAGGAUGGGAGGCUGCAUAGGUUUAACGAGGCCAAGAAACGCCUCCGUUGACGAUACCACGGGAAACUCGUCAAGAGUAAAUUCAGGAAAUUCGAGAAAAAAUCAUCCACUAUGCCACGAAGUAAUUAGGUGGAAGUCAGAUGUACCAUUGACAGAAGGUCAGCUUAGAAGUAAAAGAGAUGAAUUUUGGGAUACUGCGCCUGCAUUUGAUGGUCGCAAAGAGAUAUGGGACGCGUUAAGAGCUGGGGCAACUGCAGCAGAAGCUCAAGACUAUCAAUUAGCACAGGCUAUAUUAGAUGGAGCUAAUAUUUCAGUACCGAAUGGCUUUCUAACAGAAUGUUACGAUGAACUAGGAACCAGAUAUCAAGUCCCUAUUUACUGCUUAUCAUAUCCUAUUAAUAUUGUGAAAGAAGACAGUGGAAGAGAUUCUCCUGCUGAUUGUUCAGAACCUGUCGAUAGUGGAGUUGAACAGACAUUAAAACUCAGAUUGUCAACCACAUCUGGUGAAGUAAAAUUGCCUGUUUAUAGCAAAGAUACUAUUGCCACUGCUAAAAAGAAAUUACAGAGCCAGGAAGGUUUAGAACCAUCCCGUCAAAGGUGGUUCUUUGGUGGAAAAUUAUUAGGGGAUAAAAUGCAUAUAGAAGAAGCAAAGAUACAACCGGGUUAUGUAAUACAAGUAAUUGUGAAUCCUGAAAAGUUGGAUGACAGUCCAAUGAAAACAAGCUGAACUACUGUAUACGUAAGAUACAAGUCACAUUGAACCAACUUUUCUAAUAAGCACUAUCUUACACACACAUUCAAGUAGGAACACAUUUUUUUUUAAUUUUAUAAUGUAUCAUUGUUAAGAAUAGAGCAGCAAUUCUUGAAGUGAAUUUUUACAAUAAAAUGCACUUAACUCUCAUAAUAUACGUAAAUGUUAUAAGGAUUAAAUAUUAUUUCGUUUAAAUUGUAGGUUGUGAUUAUUUAAUUUUUUUUAAUUUAUAUUAGAUCAACAAAAUGAAGCAUUUCAAAGUGUUAACUAUAUACGAAUGAAUUACUAAAGAAUACAGGUUAAAAGGUUUUAUUAAUUUCCUAGUUUAACACGUCUAGUGAAU
Nomia melanderi (Alkali bee) is the source of this 1510-nucleotide messenger RNA. NCBI's taxonomy places the organism in Eukaryota, Metazoa, Arthropoda, Insecta, Hymenoptera, Halictidae. The record is from RefSeq and is a predicted model, not a curated record.